Messenger RNA from Symbiodinium natans, 339 nucleotides. The record is from the annotation of a GenBank genome assembly. NCBI's taxonomy places the organism in Eukaryota, Dinophyceae, Suessiales, Symbiodiniaceae.
AUGGUGCUCGCCCAACUUGGUUUUCUGACAGGCGCCCUGACUACCGGAAAGAGCGUGGCCGAAUCGCUUGGUCCGCUUGUUUUCAGCUUCCUCUUUGAGGCCUUCAACGGUUCUGGGCAGACUGCUGAGUCGGGUCAGCUGCAUUCUAGGCUUCCAAUCUUGGUGGCUUUCGCCCUGUCACUGCCACUGCUCUGCAUCGUCACGGCGCUCCCGAACAAGCUGGCCAGCUACAUCAUCCAGAAGCAGGCGGCGGAGCAGAGUGCUAUCCUGGAGCUGGAGAACUUGGAGGCCGAAGAUGUAAGCUUGCUGGACAAGUCGCAGAGGGAGAGGCUGCUUUGA